UCGCUCCCGAGUGCGUCGCCGUUCGACUUCCCUGGAAACCGUGGCCCGCCGUCGCCGCGUUCCGUUACCCGCGCUCCUUCGCGGCCCAAGCCUCUGGCGCCGAGCACCGCGGCCCGGGUGCAGCAUGGAGGCGAAAGCGGCAGCCACGCCGGCUCCUGGCGGCGGCGUGUGCUCGGUGACCGCGGAGGAGACCGAAAAGUGGAUGGAGGAUGCGAUGCAGAUGGCCAAGGAAGCCCUAGAAAAUAUUGAAGUUCCUGUUGGCUGCCUUAUGGUCUACAACAAUGAAGUUGUGGGGAAGGGACGAAACGAAGUUAAUCAAACCAAAAAUGCUACCCGACAUGCAGAAAUGGUGGCCAUUGACCAGGCCCUAGACUGGUGUCAUCGAAGUGGCAAGAGUCCUUCUGAAGUAUUUGAACACACCGUGCUGUAUGUCACCGUGGAGCCCUGUAUUAUGUGCGCGGCUGCUCUCCGCUUGAUGAAAAUCCCGCUGGUUGUGUAUGGCUGUCAGAACGAACGGUUUGGUGGUUGUGGCUCUGUCCUAAAUAUUGCCUCUGCUGAUUUACCAAAUACCGGGAGACCAUUUCAGGGAAGGUUUAUGUAGGCCAUAGAGGCUCAGGUAAGAGCUGACUGAAGGCACAAGAGAAAGGGAGGUUCGUUCUGACCAAUAGAUCACACCAGCCAGGCCCUUGUGUCGGUGCUCAUUACCAGCCUCCCCUCCUGUGGCUGCUUCCAGAUGUGCCUCCCCAGAAUCUCUGUUCAUUUUAUCAUUUCAUGCACCUUAGAAGGAUGCCAUGUAUCAAGUCCAAAUUCCUGUGACACAGCUUCAAAGCCCUGCAUAUUUUGACCUCAUUUUAUCUAAUUCUUUAUCUAUAGGCCCCCACCCCCCAUUAGUUGGUUUCCUCACAUAGCCCAAGCUUAUUCUUACUCUUUCCCUGAACUGCUCUGCUCAGUGUCUUAAAAUAUUUUUCUCUUAAUUUUUAAUUUUUAUUUAUUCUAGAGAGCACACGUGCACUUGCAUGUGAGUUGGGGGAUAUGGCAGAAGGAUAGAGAGAGAGAGAGAAUCUUAAGCAUCCUCAGUGCCUCGGGGGUAGCCCGUCUAGAGGCUCGAUCUCAUGAUCCUGAGAUCAUGACCUGUGCCUAAAUCGAGAGUUGGAUGCUUAACUGACUGAGCCACUAGACAUCUUAAAUAUUUGCUAUCUUUAAGACAAGUUCAGAUUUCAUCUUCUUAUAAUAUUUCAUGUAAUUUCACUCCUUACCAUUAUCACAGUUUCUUAUUCUUUCACGUAUCGAUCUCCUGUUAGAUACCAAAGACAGAUCAAACUGAACACUUUAAAAAAGAUUAUUUAUCUGAGAGAGAGGGAGCACAAGGAGCGGGGGCAGAGGAAGGCCAGCUCUGCACUAAACACAGAGCCCCUCCCGGGGGCCAACCUCACCACCCCAAGAUGGGCCACUGGUAAAUAGGAGUAGAGAAAAAUAGUUCAUGCUUAACAAACACUGAAGAUAUGCGAGGUAUGUAACAGGUGUUAUUUUUGUAAUCUUAUUUAAUCUUCAUGAAAUCCCUCUGAGGUAAGUGCUAUAAUUACCUACCUUUUACACACAAGAAAGCUGAGGCACAGAGAGUUUAACUGUCAUAUGGAAGAUCACACAGCUAAUAAUUUAGUGCGUGGUUGAGAAAGAACAGUUGAUUGGAGCGAUGUUGAGUUCAUACAUCUGUUCUUUUGGUAAUGUUCUUACUUACCCACAUUGCUGCUAUCCCCAAAGUAUAUUAAUGUUAUCUGAAAUAAGUUUAUGUAAUUAUGUAUACAUUGCUGUGUUUAUGGGAUAUAGGCCACAUUUUCAUAUGCCAAAAUUCAUUCUCAGUUUUCUCAUU
Molecule: messenger RNA, 1870 nt
Organism: Lutra lutra (Eurasian river otter)
Lineage: Eukaryota; Metazoa; Chordata; Mammalia; Carnivora; Mustelidae
Gene: ADAT2
Product: adenosine deaminase tRNA specific 2
Exons: 5
Coding region: 125-601 (158 amino acids)
Biological process (GO): tRNA wobble adenosine to inosine editing
Cellular component (GO): nucleus; cytoplasm
Molecular function (GO): tRNA-specific adenosine-34 deaminase activity; zinc ion binding
Source: RefSeq, a predicted model, not a curated record